Molecule: messenger RNA, 7091 nt
Organism: Orbicella faveolata
Lineage: Eukaryota; Metazoa; Cnidaria; Anthozoa; Scleractinia; Merulinidae
Product: E3 ubiquitin-protein ligase TRIP12-like
Biological process (GO): proteasome-mediated ubiquitin-dependent protein catabolic process; protein polyubiquitination
Cellular component (GO): nuclear speck
Molecular function (GO): ubiquitin protein ligase activity; zinc ion binding
Source: RefSeq, a predicted model, not a curated record
UACCGCUGAUCUGAAGAGCUAUCGCUGUUGUCAUCCAUCUAGUCUUGAGUUUCAUCAAGAAAGGUGAGAACUGAGCUUCUUUCGCGAUUGAAUACAUCUCGGGCAACGGAAAACUAUUCAUUACGAAGGAACACAAACAAACAGGGUUCUUACAUGGAUGGAUGAUUGCUCUGAACAAGAAGGACAAGGGGUAACCCGUACAAGAAGGAAUAAACUGCAAGGAAAAAGAAAAGGGUCAACAACUCAAAGUUCUUCUAACGAGGUGGAUAACAAAAGAUCCAAACCAAGCCAACCUAGGCGAUCGUCUUCGACAAGCAAGCCUCCAACCACUGUCAACUGUACAUACAAUUUAAGAUCUCGCAGUUCAUCAGCAAGUCCUCGUACUAGCAACAGUGAUUGCACAAUCCUCAGUAGCAAGCACCUAUCCCAGGAAAAGCAAGAAGCCAACAGGAAGCCUGUAACUGUGCCAUCAUUUGCUGCAACUUUCACAAAGUCUAAGCAAACUCAGCCAUCCUUGUCAGCCAUUGGUAAUUUGGUGACUUCCCAUUCAUCUACACCUCAUCUCAGUAGUUCAUCUUCAUCAGCCAUUGGUAACUCAUCAUCAACCUCUAAGUCUUCCUCUCGUGGAAGACGUGCUGCAUCAGCAUCGUCACUCACUGAUAAGACUGCAGCAACAAAUCAAUCCACUUCCCAGACCACCUGUGCACCAUCACGAAGUUGGAGAAGAAGUGACCCGCCUGAGCCUAGCACAGGCUUAAGGCGGUCACAAAGACUUAAAGAGACAACGGGAUCCUGUGCUAGCAAUAGUCGGCGUGGACCGCAGGGAAAGAAGCAGUCGUGGACACGCCGACAAUCACCCAGUAUGUCUGCAGACAAUGCACCUCAGGACCCUGGUUCUUCAGAUGCAGCUCAUGGUAGUGUUGAAGAUUCAAUUCCUUCAGCUAGCGGUGAGGCAUCAAGAAGUGAAGUGGAAGGCCCUGGCAGCUUUGAAGAUAUGGAGCUAAAAGAUGGAGAGUUAUCAAGAUUGCAAGCUCUUCUUGAAGCACGGGGUGUUCCUUCUCAUCUGAUUGGUUCACUAGGACCCCGCAUGCAUCAACUGCUGCAUCGAACUAUAAGUUCCAGCUCAGGUGGUAAAGUCCAACAAAUGUUAACAGGGAUCCAGUCAUCUGAUGAGGGACAGCAGCUUCAGUCUGUUAUUGAAAUGUGCCAGUUCCUAGUAAUGGGAAAUGAAGAGAGCCUUGUUGGUUUUCCUGUGAAACAAGUUGUACCUGCUCUUGUAAACUUGCUUUCAAUGGAACAUAACUUUGAUAUGAUGAAUCAUGGCUGUCGUGCCCUGACCUAUCUGAUGGAAGCUCUUCCAAGGUCAACGGCGGUUGUAGUGGAAGCAGUACCUGUCUUUAUUGAGAAGUUACAAGUUAUACAGUGUAUGGAUGUUGCAGAACAAGCACUGACAGCCUUGGCAAUGUUGUCCAGAAGACAUGGAAAGGCUAUCCUGCAAGCUGGAGGAAUGUCAGCUUGUUUGUUAUACUUGGAUUUCUUCUCAAUAUCUGCCCAGAGGUCGGCACUCUCUGUGGCUGCAAACUGUUGUCACAGCAUUGGCUUGGGUGACUUUCACCUUGUUGCAGAUUCUAUUCCAAUCUUAAGUGGGAGAUUACAACAUCAGGAUAAGAAAUCUGUAGAAAGCUGUUGUGUAGCAUUUGCAAGACUGGUGGAUAGCUUUCAUACUAACGAGAAACACCUUGAAGAGCUUGCUGCUCAUGGGCUCCUCAAUAAUCUACAGCAGUUGUUGAUGAUGGCUCCGCCAGUUAUUAGUACCAGCACUUUUGUGAUGGUGGUUCGCAUGCUGGCUGUGCUGUGCUCCAACAGUCCAGCAAUUGCUGUGCAGCUGUUGAGACAAAAUGUGUCAGAUACAAUUCUGUAUUUGUUGCUGGGUACCACAGAGCCAGAAGAGAUAGAGAAUGCUGAGCUGUUGUCAAGAAGUCCCCAAGAAUUUUUUGAAAUAACUUGUUUUAUCAGUGAACUUCUACCAAAAUUGCCAUCAAAUGGUAUAUUCUCAGUGGAUGCCCUGCUGUGUAAGCCACAGCAGAAGUCAGAACAGGGAUUGUGGCAGUGGAGAGAUGACAGAGGACUGUGGCACACAUAUUCCUGGAUUGACAGCAAAAUUAUCGAGGCUGCAUAUCAGAGUGGGGAGGAUGAGCUUACUCUCACCACUCUCGGUAGGACAUACACUGUGGACUUCAACAGUAUGCAGCAGACAAAUGAAGACACUGGAACAUCAAGGCAAAUACAGCGAUGUCCGGGAGGAAGUGAGACAUCUACAGCCCCGUCCAAAACCGAUGAAGCAAAAGCCCCAAGGAGUGAUGAGCGUUUAGUAGUUUUAUGCGAGGAAGCUGAAUUAGCUUCAUCUUACACUUGUGGAAUGUUUUCUGCUUUGUACAAGAUAUUCAGCUCUUCAGUUGGACCUGCUGUUCGACACAAAUGCGUGAACGCUAUUCUGAGGGUGCUGUGUCAUGCCCCUCCUGAUCUUUUAGGUGUGGUCCUCAAAAGACAUCCAAUCUCCAGUUUGAUAGGGGGAAUGCUUCAAUCAACAGACUUGAGAGUCAUUACUAAUGCUCUUCAAAUGGCAGAAAUUGUCAUGCAGAAAUUGCCUGAUGUUUUCCAUGUGUCAUUCAGAAGGGAGGGGGUGAUGCAUAGAGUUAGAGACUUAGCCAAUGGCCUGCUAGCAAAUAAACCAAGUGUGUCAGAUAAGAACUGUUCAUCAGAGUGUCUGGCAAACAGCAGUGAAAAUGAAAGCCCAGGACAGAGAGCCACUGAAAAUACUUCAUCAUUACCAGUCACAAGGAGAUUAGGAGAUGUGUUGCGAAGAAAACGGUAUUCCAAAAGGCCUGGUAGAGGCAAGGCGUCAAGCUUUCCUAGCACAUCAGAAGUACAAGUAGAGGUUAACCGACAGCAGAUUGGAGGACCUUCUUCAAAGACAAUGCUUCACGAAAGCAGAGCGGCUUUUCUGGCGUCUCAAUCAUCGACAAGAUUGAAUUCAAGAUCUGCACUGCUCUCAGAGAGACCAGCUAAGAUGGAGGCAUCUGUUGGGAGCACUGUGUCAGAAAACCGAGAUAAAAUUAUGAAUUGGAUCAAAGACCAAGCAUCUAAGUUCUGUGCUGAGUAUUUUGAUCAACAGAAGGGAGAUUCUCACCCUGCACUCAGUGUGUUACGUCAGCUAAAGAGUGCUUCAGAAGAGUUGGCUUUAGAUAAACAAAAAUUUACGUCAGCACUCAAGGAAGUCUCCAAUGUGUUAACUAAUGAAGACAACAGUGCCUGUGCAUUUGAGAUCCUUCACAGUGGACUGGUACCAAAUCUCCUUAGAUAUCUAACGUCUACAGAAGGUAGUGACACCCUUCCUCAGGAAAAGAGACUCAGAAUAUUUUUUCAUGUUUUUAUGGGAUUACCGGAAACAAACUCAACUGAAGACCUGAAAAUUGUGAGUGAACCCGAAACAGCCUCCAUGACUGCGUUGAUACAGAAACUUCAUUUGUGCAUUAACCAGUUAGAACAGCUUCCAGUCAAAGUUCACGACACACCAGGAGGAGCUGUUGGAGCAAGGGGAUCACAAGCUCUGAGAUUCUUCAGUUCUCAUCAAAUCAAGUGCCUUCUACAAAGACACCCUGAUUGCGAGGGCUUGCGGCAGUGGAAACGUGGCCCAGUGAAAAUUGAUCCUCUAGCUCUUGUUCAGGCUAUUGAGAGGUAUCUAGUUGUUCGAGGCUAUGGAAAGAAGCGAGAGAAUCCAGAUGAUGAUGGUAGUGAAGAUGAUGGGUCAGACGACGACAUCGAUGAGUCUUUGGCGACUGAACUACAAGGACAAAACAACUCAAGGCAUCAACUGGAGAUUUUGUUAGGAGAUCAUCUUCUUCCCUACAACAUGACAGUCUAUCAAGCUAUCAAGCAGUUUGCUCAGGGCGAUGAAGACAAAGACUUUGAUGAUGAUCACGGUGGGAUCCUAGGCAGACCUAGUAUCUGGGUCUCAACACACACAAUAUGGUUUCGACCUCUGAGUCAAAACCAAAGGGAACAGCAAACUGUUAAUAGCAGUAAACCCAAGUCUGGUGCCACUAGUACUGGUUCACGACUGUCCAGGAAAACAUGGAAGGAAGAUGAUUCAGAAGUGUCCUUAAGUCAGCUCCUUUCGGAUUGUGAACCUCAAAACUUUACCACUUGUGAUCCAAGUAUCGAAGUGAUUAGUCUCAUGAAAGCUUUACAUGUUCUCAACCUUCAUUGGACAACACUUUAUGAGGGACAAAGCCGCAGAGCGUUCUUAUCUUCUAAUGAAUUUAUCAACAAUAAACUCGCGGCAAAAAUUACCCGACAAUUGCAAGAUCCCAUUACAGUGAUAACUGGUAACUUUCCUGCCUGGGUAGAAGAGCUUCCUCGAAAAUGUCCGUUCCUGUUUCCGUUUGAAUGCCGACAGCAGCUGUUUUACUGCACUGCAAUGGAUAGAGACAGGGCCCUUAGCAAACUACAGGAGACAUUACCAGAGCUUAUGAAUACCGACGCAUCGGAUCGUGUAGCACCGAGAUUUGACAGAAAAAAGCACACUGUUUCUCGUGUGGGGUUGUUAGAUCAGGCAGAGAAGCUCAUAGGUGAUCUUGGCAGCUCCCAGUCUGUACUGGAAAUACAAUAUGAGGGCGAGGUUGGGACUGGUCUUGGCCCUACUCUGGAGUUUUAUGCUCUGAUUUCACAAGAAUUUCAACGUGCAGACCUGGAGAUGUGGAGAGGAGAACGUAUGCUGCCUCCUGGAAGAACAGGGUUUGGAGAUGACGUUUCUUAUGUUUACUCCCCAUCUGGCCUUUAUCCAGCCCCAAUGUCACGCAUCGCUAAAGUGGCGAGCGUGACCAAGCUGUGCUCCAAGUUUCAGUUCCUUGGCAAAUUUCUGGCCCGUGCCAUAAUGGACUUUAGAAUCCUAGACAUCCCUUUCUGCCAGAUACUGUACAAAUGGCUGCUGAAUCAAGAAGGAACCUUAGACUUGGGUGACCUGGCUGCUGUGGACUCGGUGCUGGCGCAGUCGCUGACUCAGCUGCAGCAGGUGGUACAAAAGAAGAGGCAGCUCGAGCAGGACUCCUCUCAUACAGCGGACAGUCGACAACUUGCCGUGGAGAGUCUAACACUGGAUGGAACACCCAUUGAGGAUCUUGGGCUUUCGUUUGCUUUGCCUGGCCAUCCAGAUAUUGAACUUAAGCGAGGUGGUAAGGACAUGACGGUCACUAUUCAUGACUUGGAAGAAUACGUUAAGCUGGUUGUACAGUGGACUCUUGUCACUGGCGUCAGACGUCAAAUGGACGCUCUGCGUGAAGGCUUUAACUCAGUGUUGCCUCUCUCAAACCUAACUAGCUUUUCUUACACUGAGAUGGAGCUGGUCCUUUGUGGUAAUGUAGCCGAGAAGUGGGACAUCAAAUGUCUUGUUGAGAGCUGUAGACCUGACCAUGGCUACACCCACGAUAGUCGCGCGGUGAAGAUUUUGUUUGAAAUUCUAAGCUGCUAUACACAGGAAGAGCAGAGACUGUUUUUACAGUUUGUCACAGGCAGCCCAAGGCUACCUGUCGGAGGCCUGCGCAGUCUGAACCCACCACUGACCAUAGUUCGUAAGUCAUUUGAGCCUCCCUUGUGUGCUGAUAACUACUUGCCAUCUGUGAUGACCUGCGUGAACUACUUGAAGCUGCCGGACUAUUCCAGCAAAGAGAUCAUGGCCAGUAAACUAAAGCUGGCUGCUCUGGAGGGACAACGCUCAUUCCACUUGUCUUGACACUGCAGUGUGCUCUGUUAACUAAAUAUCAACGAGCAGAGAUGUUUAUCUUGAAGUUACUUUUUUAUCGUUUACUGUUUUCAAGAAAGUGCUAACAUUAAAAACGGAAAGUGCGUAGACGAUCACCACAAUGAAUCGAAUAAUCCAUAAAUUAAUAGUCGCUAAAUUUUAGCCUCUUUGGUUAGUUCGGGUGCCGCGUCAGGAACUAACUUAGCAACAGAAUCCUCAUCGUGCGAAGUUGCUCAUGAAGGCUAAAGACCAGUUGGAAAAUAUUGGAAAGAGAGAACUCCUAGUCUUUUUCACUUACUGUUCUUAGCGCCGCACCUAGACUAACGGAAGUUUAAACCGGGGAAACUACUAAAUCGUGGGAAAAAAUCGCUUAAUAUCAUUUAUGGUUAAAAACUGGUAUCUCUCAACGUAUCUCUUAAUUCUGUCAUACUAAGUUUUGUGAUAUUUAUGUUCACAGGCUGCUUAAUAGCCGGAAAGGAACUGCAUUCAACUGUGCCGUGUGUGAUCUCGUUACUUUUGUGACAGAGUAAUUAUUAUUCAUCUCAAGUUGGCAGUCAGUUUAUCGUUAGCAGUAGUAAUACAAAGCAGACCUUGUUGCAGUAUGGCAGUGACCGAAAGAAAACACUUUUUUCUAUGUCGUUCUCUCUUUUCUUGUUCUGAUUUCUUUGUUUUUUUGGUUUGUUUCUUGAAGUUGUUGUUCGCUUUUUUUUAUUCGCUACGGUAAGGUUGAUAAUGAGGGAAGUACUUUGUAAUGUAUAUAAAAAACCUUUUUAUAUAUACAAAGCAGUUGUACAUACACGUGAUGGAUUGCUGCCUCUUAAGAGCUCCAUCGAAAAUUUGCAAAUUUCUUUGAUGCGCUUUUUAUUUAUAAUCAACAGAAAUGUCGUGGUAGACAUAUUGGAAUGAGGUCGCUUUCUAUAAAUUAAUUUACGUGUUCAUGUUGUUAAGUGGAGGUUUUAAUGUUGAAUUUAAACAUGGAGGCUUCCUGAGCUUAUCCAGACUUAAUACGCAGAAUAAGGAGAGUUUUAAAUUGCUCGUGGUCAUUGUAAAUAGAUCGAUAAACGUAAAAGUGUUUUGAUCAUCGUCAACGUUUCGUUUUCUUGCCGCAUGCUUGACUCUUACUGUAACAUUUUUGUAAUUGUAAAAAGCAAAACGCAGACUAAUAACAACAUUAAUAGCUACCCCGUAUAUUGAUUGCUGUCAUGCAUCAAAUUGCUUUAAGCUAUGACUGGGAAGUGAAUAUUCUGUGUUUUGUUCGCAAAUAAAAGAAACAAAAGGUACGCAAUGUUUA